AUGGAUCCGGUGGCCAACAGCUGCGUGAGGAAUCCCCAGCCCCCAGCCCCACUCUGGGGCUGCCUUCGAAACCCCCACUCGGAAGGUAGCAGCGCCUCGGGGCUGUCCCAUUAUCCACCAACCCCGUUUUCCUUCCACCAAAAAUCAGAUUUCCCAGCAACGGCAGCGUACCCCGACUUCUCUGCUUCCUGCCUGGCAGCCACGCCACACAGCCUGCCCCGGGCCGAGCGCGUCUUCGAUGAGCAACAUCCUGCCUUUCCACAGACCCCUGACUGGCACUUUCCCAUCUCCGAAACCGGGCAGAGGCUCAACCCAGGCCCAGCCGGGAGCGCCAGAGAGAUGGGGGCCGGCAGCCCAGGCCUGGUAGAUGGAACUGGAGGAUCCAGAGAAGACUACAUGGUACUUGGGAGCAUUGCCAGUGAAACGGAGAAGAAAUCAUCCAGAAGGAAAAAAGAGAGGUCAGACCACCCGGAGAACGGAGGGGGAAAGCCGGAAGGAGGCAGCAAGGCCCGGAAGGAGAGGACGGCCUUCACCAAGGAGCAGCUGCGGGAGCUGGAGGCGGAGUUCGCCCACCAUAACUACCUGACCCGGCUGCGCAGAUACGAGAUCGCGGUCAACCUGGACCUCUCAGAGCGGCAGGUCAAGGUGUGGUUCCAGAACCGGAGAAUGAAGUGGAAACGAGUGAAGGGGGGCCAGCCUGCAUCCCCACACGAGCAGGACCCGGAGGAUGGGGACUCUGCUGCUUCUCCAAGUUCAGAGUGAGAUGUCCCAAAGACCAAGACAGACUGAACCCCCUCUCCUACUCCUCCACCCUCCCCCUCCCCCUCUCCUGGACCCACCCAGGGCAGGCUCUGCACACGUCGUGUUGACUCUCUCAGACGUAAAGUUGCCCGGUACAUGGGAGCCUUGAGUUUCCCAGCAUCACCCAUUUCAGCAGCC
This is a messenger RNA of Psammomys obesus (fat sand rat), 939 nucleotides long. RefSeq names its product mesenchyme homeobox 1 (gene Meox1). The transcript is spliced from 3 exons. The record is from RefSeq and is a predicted model, not a curated record. Bases 1 to 762 code for a protein of 253 amino acids. Gene Ontology annotation, biological process: positive regulation of transcription by RNA polymerase II. Gene Ontology annotation, molecular function: DNA-binding transcription factor activity, RNA polymerase II-specific; RNA polymerase II cis-regulatory region sequence-specific DNA binding. Gene Ontology annotation, cellular component: nucleus. NCBI's taxonomy places the organism in Eukaryota, Metazoa, Chordata, Mammalia, Rodentia, Muridae.